CAUCAAAUAGAGACUUCUCUCUCUUUUCUUAGUAUACAGUCUUUCUUUGUCUCUCUCCUUCGCUUCUUUCUUCUUCUAUUGUGCUUGCUCCAUUGUUUCAUAACACAGUGAUUAAAGAAAAAAAAAAAAAAAAGAGGCAGAUCCAAGAAGAGGUUGUUAAUCUGUCAAAGCCAUCAAUCAAUCAAUCAAUUCCCCAGCAGUAGCCAAUCCAAUAAAUUUUAAAAGAUAGAGAGCUAAAGUGAUCUCUCUCAACCAUGUCCUCCUCUUCUACUAGUUCCACUACAACUACUUGGUCAUUGGACCACUUCGCUUCUUCCGAGCAGCUGUGCUAUGUCCAUUGCAACAUAUGCGACACCGUCCUCGCGGUGAGUGUUCCAUGUACAAGUUUGUUCCAAACUGUCACGGUCCGCUGCGGCCAUUGCACUAAUCUUUUGCCAGUGAACAUGAGAGGGUUGCUCUUGCCUUCAGCUAACCAGCUCCAUAAUCACUUUGGCCAUACAUUCUUCUCUCCUUCCCCUAACUUUCUGGAUCAAAUCUCAAGCCCGACUCCCAACUUUCUGAUGAAUCAGACUACAGCAAGUGACUUCACUCUACCUCCUCAGACGGGAUUCAGUGACCUUCCUAGGCCACCGGUUAUGAACAGACCUCCAGAGAGGAGACAGAGAAUCCCUUCUGCUUACAACCGAUUCAUCAAGGAGGAGAUCCAACGCAUUAAGGCAACAAAUCCUGAUAUUAGCCAUAGGGAGGCUUUCAGCGCAGCUGCAAAAAAUUGGGCUCACUUUCCUCAUAUUCAAUUUGGUCUCAUGCCUGAUCAAACUGUCUAGAAAACCAAUGUGCGCCAACAGGAGACAGAUGAUGUCCUAAUGAAGGAUGAAUUCUUUGCCGCAGCUAACAUUGGCGUUUCCCCAUACUAAUUAAGAAGCAAGAAGCGAAGCACAUUAUGCUUUUGGCACUAUCUUUUUCAGGGCUCUUGUGCAGAAACUUCUAGCUAUGGCAUGGAUAUGUUAUGGAUCUCUUGAGUGGUAGAGAAGAUAUGGAGGUCCAGAUAACUACUCAAGUCUAACCUUUUGGUUUCUAUUUAACUUGUCUGCCGUUGAUCUCCACUAAUGUGUUGAUAUGUCUGCAAGCUAGCAUGUAGUAGGCCAAGUGUUAGUAGGAAAUCGUGCUUCUUUAAACAUUAUUGCAGUGACCUUUUGCUUUAAGGACUUUUAUCACUCUUCAUGUUGGUGCUAAAGUAAACUGCUAAUUCGUCUAUUGGGUUCGUAUUGUUGCACAACUACAAAGAUCAUUGCAUAUUUGUUUC
Coffea eugenioides is the source of this 1303-nucleotide messenger RNA. RefSeq names its product protein YABBY 4-like. Gene Ontology annotation, biological process: polarity specification of adaxial/abaxial axis; fruit development; cell fate commitment. Lineage: Eukaryota; Viridiplantae; Streptophyta; Magnoliopsida; Gentianales; Rubiaceae. The transcript is spliced from 7 exons. Bases 255 to 824 code for a protein of 189 amino acids. The record is from RefSeq and is a predicted model, not a curated record. Gene Ontology annotation, cellular component: nucleus.